ACCUAUUUUUCUAUAUUAAUAAUAUAUAAAAAUAUUAUAAAUAUUAUUAUAUAUAUUAUAUUAUAUAUAUAAAUAUUAUUAGUAUGCAUACGUAAAAUUUCACUUGGUUCUUUUCUCCUUUGUUCCUAUGAAACUAAUUAUAAGUUAUGCUUGCAAAACUAUAAGUCAUAAGAAGAGAAACGGUCAAAUUAAAAUAACAUUCUACACAAUGGCAUUUAAGCAAAGAAUUGAGAGAUUAGAGUCUGACAUAAAUCUGAUUUCCACAAUUCGUGAUAUUCUCAUGUCCACUAACGAUGAUUGGCUUGUCUCCGGCACCAAAAAGUCCAAAGACAGGUUACACGACCCUGCUCAAGAAGAAGUUGAGAUUCCCGUCAGAGACUCUGUUCGGGAGAAAACUAUAAAGGAGGGGGCACUCAAUAAAAAUGUCGAGACUCGGAAGCUCACAAAGGCAAGUUUUGCAGGUCCGGAUGAAGACCUUUCGGACGAGGGCAAAAGGUGUCGUGAUAUUGAGGAAUCAGCAAAGAUUGUCAUGAUCCGUUUACAAAAGGUGGAGGAUGACUUAAGACGGGAAAAAGAAGUUAAAAGGAAUUUGCUGGAAGGAACGCUUGAAAUGAAAAAUCAGUUACAGGGUUAUCAUUCGCAAAUUGUAGAACAAGAGAAUCGAAUAGCUGGAAUGCAGGUUCAAAACAACGAACUCACAAGGGAAAUAAACCGUUUAAAAGAUGGUCGAAUCCAUGAAGUUGCCGAAUAUCAAAACAAACUUAUAAUUUUAAAAUCUGACCAAGAAAAGCUGAUCAAGCAUAAUAGAGAGUUGGAUGAUGAGGUUGAAAUUUUGAAAGCAUGUAACUCCGAGCACAAGUCAGAAAUUCACAAAACUCAAACAAACUUUACGAUGCAAGAAGGCGUAUUGAGAAAUGAAUUGCAUUCUUCGUUAGAAAAAAUCACACAAUUGAAUGAACAGAAGGGAAACACUGAGCAAAAAUUGCAACAAAUUUUUCAAAGGUUUCAACUGGUAAAAGAACGGUUAAAGUCUUCAAACCUGAAAUUGAAAAAGCAGGAGCAAAGUUUCUCAAUCCAGCUCAAAGAAAAAGAACAACGGUUAAAGUCGUUAAAUCUGACACUGAAACAAGAGCGAAUUAACUUGUCAACAAAAAUUGAUGCCGCAACCAAUCUGGUAUCAAGGACUAAAUCUUUCAUACUGUCACUUCAAAAUGAAAAACUAGUCCAGGAAAAUCAAGCCAAGAAAUACGUCCUAGAUAUCCGUCAACUUCAGCAGGAAAAUGCAUCAUUGGAGGAGAAGGUUGAAAAAUUGAAUCGCACUGCAUCUCACCAAGAAAGUUUUAGAGAGCGGUUUUGGUCGUUAAACCAGGACAAUAUUGAGAAAACUAGACAUUUGGAACAAGAGCGUGACAAACUGAAGGAACAAUGGAAGCAUGAUCAGGGAAUUAUUCACGAACUGGUAAAAACUCGGGAACUUUUGCAACAAGAGUUAAUAAAUUUAAACAAAAAUCACGAAGAAAAGAAGACCGUUGUAGAAAACAAAGAGAGAGAACUAAGGGACGAACUGAAGAGACUGACUGACAAUCUUCAGAUCUUACAAAAAAUUUCAGAAGAUCAAGGUAAAACCAUCGCCAAGCAGAGGAACGAGCUGGACGUAAAUUCUGAGCUGAGAUACAAAUUGGAACUGCAAUUACGUGAGACGCAAGAGACGGAGAAAGCCGUACUGCUUCGUUUGCGAGAUGAAGAAAAGUCCAACGGGGAUCUGGAGCAGCAAAUCUCAAGCUUAGAACACCAACUUAGCAUUCUUAGCAAAGAAGUGAAAGAACACGAUUGUGAGGACCAUGUCGAGGCUAAGUCCGUGAGCAAAGUGAAUGAGUUGCAAAAAAAGGUGUCCAGGUUGGAAAGAGAAAUUGUGUCCAAAACGGAAGAGAGUAACAAAUCUGCGGCAGCUGCAAGGAAAGCAUUCACCCAAAUCACUCUAAUGAAAGAAUCCUGCGAUCAGAAAAUGACUAAAAUGAAAAAUACCACUUGCAAUGAAAUAUUAAAAAUCCGACAGGAUUAUCAGCAACAGGAUGUUCAACGGAGCAAAAAGAUUUCAGACCUGGAGUCGGAACUUGGGAGAGCAAGAGAAUCCUUUAGGCAAAUGCAGAACGCUUAUUUCGCCAAAGUUCAGCAGUUGCAAACGGCUUUGAGCGCUUGUGUAGGACUUGGACAAGUUUCGCCUGGUGUUGGAAUGUCCUCACAACCACCAACAAUGAACUUGGGAUUUCCUUUCCAGCAAGGAUUUGCGACUGGGUUUGCUCCAUCUGGGAGUUGCGGUGCAAAUUUUAAUGUUAGCAAUGGAUUUCUUGGUGUCCCGUUUUUAUGAGUUGUACAUCAAAGUUAAGUUGAUAAUUAAUUGUAAAUAUCAUAUUAGUUUAGAAAUUGAAAAUACAUGUGACAUUUCAGUUUACAGAAAUACAACCAAAAUGCAUAUAUUGUACAUAUAUAUGUACAUAUGGUGCUUAUGAUUUCACGUCCACAAAAAAAUGGCAAUUAAAAAUGACACGGCCAGAACCAUUUCGAAUGGGACCAACCCUUUGAGCACUCUUUGAAAAUGUAAUCCUUGUCCGAUGACAGGAACUACUUUGGCUUUUAAAUAUGUAUAAACUCUUAUCCAAUGCCAAAUGUAUGUACAUUAUGGAUUACCUUCCACCGCGACGGGAUCUGUUUUCAUGGUUGGACACGCAUGAAUUUAAAUUAAUUCCGUAUUCGUUUCAUUAGUUUAA
Molecule: messenger RNA, 2768 nt
Organism: Folsomia candida
Lineage: Eukaryota; Metazoa; Arthropoda; Collembola; Entomobryomorpha; Isotomidae
Product: golgin subfamily A member 6-like protein 1
Exons: 8
Coding region: 128-2368 (746 amino acids)
Source: RefSeq, a predicted model, not a curated record